Molecule: messenger RNA, 1614 nt
Organism: Symphalangus syndactylus (siamang)
Lineage: Eukaryota; Metazoa; Chordata; Mammalia; Primates; Hylobatidae
Gene: TRIM15
Product: tripartite motif containing 15
Molecular function (GO): zinc ion binding; protein binding
Source: RefSeq, a predicted model, not a curated record
CUCUCUCUCUCUCUCUCUCCCUCUCUCAGCCUUGUAGCCCUUUCCCUCUGCGAUUCAUAUAAGUGUGACUCGAUUUCAGGGAAAGGGAAUUCGCGUGGGCUGAGAAGGAGGCCGGAGUGGACGGGCUGGGGAAGGCACCGUGAUGCCCGCAACCCCGUCCCUGAAGGUGGUCCAUGAGCUGCCUGCCUGUACCCUCUGUGCGGGGCCGCUGGAGGAUGCGGUGACCGUUCCCUGUGGACACACCUUCUGCCGGCUCUGCCUCCCCGCGCUCUCCCAGAUGGGGGCCCAGCCCUCGGGCAAGAUCCUGCUCUGCCCGCUCUGCCAAGAGGAGGAGCAGGCAGAGACUCCCAUAGCCCCUGUGCCCCUGGGCCCGCUGGGAGAGACUUACUGCGAGGAGCACGGCGAGAAGAUCUACUUCUUCUGCGAGAACGAUGCCGAGUUCCUCUGUGUGUUCUGCAGGGAGGGUCCCACGCACCAGGCGCACACCGUGGGGUUCCUGGACGAGGCCAUUCAGCCCUACCGGGAUCGUCUCAGGAGUCGAUUGGAAGCUCUGAGCAUGGAGAGAGAUGAGAUUGAGGAUGUAAAGUGUCGAGAAGACCAGAAGCUUCAAGUGCUGCUGACUCAGAUUGAAAGCAAGAAGCACCAGGUGGAAACAGCUUUUGAGAGGCUGCAGCAGGAGCUGGAGCAACAGCAGUGUCUCCUGCUGGCCAGGCUGAGGGAGCUGGAGCAGCAGAUUUGGAAGGAGAGGGAUGAAUAUAUCACAAAGGUCUCUGAGGAAGUCACCCGGCUUGGAGCCCAGGUCAAGGAGCUGGAGGAGAAGUGUCAGCAGCCAGCAAGUGAGCUUCUACAAGACGUCAGAGUCAACCAGAGCAGGUGUGAGAUGAAGACUUUUGUGAGUCCUGAGGCCAUUUCUCCUGACCUUGUCAAGAAGAUCCGUGAUUUCCACAGGAAAAUACUCACCCUCCCAGAGAUGAUGAGGGUGUUCUCAGAAAACUUGGCGCAUCAUCUGGAAAUAGAUUCAGGGGUCAUCACUCUGGACCCUCAGACCGCCAGCCGGAGCCUGGUUCUCUCGGAAGACAGGAAGUCAGUGAGGUACACCCGGCAGAAGAAGAACCUGCCAGACAGCCCCCUGCGCUUCGACGGCCUCCCGGCGGUUCUGGGCAUCCCGGGCUUCUCCUCCGGGCGCCACCGCUGGCAGGUUGACCUGCAGCUGGGCGACGGCGGCGGCUGCACGGUGGGGGUGGCCGGGGAGGGGGUGAGGAGGAAGGGGGAGAUGGGCCUCAGCGCCGAGGACGGCGUCUGGGCCGUGAUCAUCUCGCACCAGCAGUGCUGGGCCAGCACCUCCCCGGGCACCGACCUGCCGCUGAGCGAGAUCCCGCGCGGCGUGAGCGUCGCCCUGGACUACGAGGCGGGGCGGGUGACCCUCCACAACGCCCAGACCCAGGAGCCCAUCUUCACCUUCACUGCCUCUUUCUCCGGCAAAGUCUUCCCUUUCUUUGCCGUCUGGAAGAAAGGUUCCUGCCUUACGCUGAAAGGCUGAAGUGGGGCGCGCGAACGGCGGCGAAGCGGAGACGGCGGCUCCCCGGGAUCCAGCUCCGCCCCUGGCCAGCGCGC